AUGAUCACAGACCUGUGGAGGUAACUCAGAAAUGGAGUACAAGGGGGAAAGAGAACAAUGGAGUAAGAAAAGAGAAUAUAUUUUGGCAGCAGCAGGCAAUGUGGUGGGCCUGGGCAAUGUUUGGAGAUUUCCUUACCUGUGCUAUAAGAACGGAGGAGGGGUCUUCCUGUUGCCCUAUUGUUUCUUUGCUGUGCUGUGUGGCAUGCCACUCUUUCUGCUUGAGACUGUGAUUGGUCAGUAUACGCAAGAGGGCGCCAUCACCUGCUGGACCAAACUUUGCCCACUGGCAAAAGGGAGUGGCUAUUCAAUCAUAAUGAUCCAGCUUUACUCCAGGUUCUACAUCAUUAUCCUGGCAUGGGCCCUCCUGUACCUCAUAUACUGUUUCAGAGAUCCUUUGCCCUGGGCCACCUGCAACAAUCCCUGGAACACAGAAUUUUGUGUUGACCUCACCUCUGUGAACAGAAGUGCAAUACUCACUGGCAACUUGACAGGAAACUGGACAUCAGUAAAUAUGACCAAGUCUUCAGUCUCUGAGUUCUGGGAGAGAGGAGUGUUGACCAUGUCUGGCGGGAUAGAACAAGUUGGCACAGUAAAGUGGGAACUGCUGCUGUGUCUCCUGGCCUGCUGGGUGGCCUGCUACUUCUGCAUAUGGAAAGGUGUUCGCUCUACAGGAAAGGUGGUGUAUUUCACAGCUGUGUUUCCGUAUGUGACCCUGGCCAUCCUUCUGGUCAGGGGUUUGACGCUGCCAGGAGCCUGGCAGGGUGUGGUCUACUACCUGUAUCCAGAUCCAUCUCAUCUAGCAGACCUUCAGGUUUGGAUGGAAGCUGCUUCCCAGGUCCUUUUCUCCUAUGGUGUGGCAUCAGGAACCAUAAUCACUCUGGGAAGCUACAAUAAAGUAAAGAACAACUGCUACAGGGACAGUCUGUGGUUGUGCUUGCUCAACAGCAGCACCAGCUUCGUUGCUGGUUUUGCAGUAUUUUCAGCUUUGGGCUACAUUGCCCACCAACAGGGACUUCCAAUCAACAUGGUGGUUGAAUCAGGUCCUGGUCUAGCAUUCAUUGCUUAUCCACAGGCUGUAGCAAUGAUGCCCCUGCCUCAGCUGUGGGCUGCUUGUUUCUUCAUAAUGCUCAUUUUGUUGGGACUGGACACACUGUUUGCAGGUUUAGAAACUAUAACUUCAUCAGUGAUUGACAUGUUCCCGGGACAAAUGCGCAGACCCUGGCGCAGAGAAAUCUUUCUCAUAUUCUUCUGUUCUGCCGGCUUCAUAAUACAGAUCUCUCUCACCACUCAGGGAGGAGUGUAUCUGUUCCAGUUGAUAGACCACUAUGGAAGUAAUGGAGCAUGUAUUUUAUUUGUGUCUUUUGUUCAGUGUAUAGCUGUUGGCUGGGCCUUUGGGGCUGAACAGAUGUGUGACGCAGUUAAAGAAAUGACAGGACAGAGACCAUCCAUUCUUUUUAAACUGUGCUGGCGUUACUUCACCCCUCUGAUCUGUGUGGUUUGUUUUGUCUGCUCCUUCCUGGAGUAUCAACCACUGACAUCCACUGAGGGCAACACAUACCCUCACUGGGCCUACUGUUUGGGCUUGGCCAUGGCUCUCUCCUCUGUGAUUGCAGUGCCUAUUUGUGCAAUCAGCAUGAUCUGCUUCACUGAAGGCACCCUUAGGCAGCGACUGAAUGCUCUGUGGUACCCUGUUAAAGAUCCUGUUGGUCCCAGGACAAAGAACAUCUACUGAAUGAAACUGAGUUAAAAACCAUUCAAACACAAGAAAAAUCAUAAGCUUCAAGGUAUAGUGUUUUUCUAAGCAUGUCAUGUGAAUGGAACCCUGGCCUCUAUUUUUGCAAAUAUUGGGGUAUAAAUUAUAGACUUAUUAAAAAAAAAAAAAAAAGCAACUUAAAUUGGCUAAAAUUUGAUCGCGCUCAUAUUACAGCUGUCACUGCAGCCAAUUUAAGCUAUUGUAACAUGUGUUCUGACCACAGGUCAUUAGACCCCUGAAUGUGUAAAAGAGAAAUUAGAAUUAAAGGUCUGAAAACACCAAUAUUCUGAUAUGAGGUACAAUGCAGAAUUAUCAUGUUAUUUGUUAUACUUAAGCAUUUCCUUUAUUAAGUAAACUUGUGACUCAGUUUUGGCUGGGCGAGCGGUCAUCACACUGUCUCCUAUAGGUCCACAUCAAUGCAGUAUCUUGGUGGCUGGUGAAAUACUGUAAAACUGUAACAAGUACUAUGUUGUUAUGUGAAAACUGCAUGUAAUGCUGUCAAAAUGUUUUUGGCAGUCAGGCAGAAAGCAUUGCAUUCUCUCUAUUUAGGUAAUUCACUCUUGAAAGGGGCUUUAUUCAUAGAGAUCAGCUCUUAGGAUGAACUGCAGCACCUGAAUGCAAAAAGGGUUUUAGGUACUCUAUUUGAAAACACUGUGGAGGUCUGUUUAUUCAGAAGACGAAACAUUAAAUAAGUCAGGAUAAGGCUUGAAUCUGCUCCUCUGUAUUAUCCUAUUCUUCAUAGUUGUGUUUCAUAUUUAAAGCUUAUGUGUGCUCUUAAUUUGUCCUUGACUUUUGAAAAUUUUAAUUUAUCUUUGUUGUAUUCUAUAUUUAGGCUCCUUCUGUUAACCUUUGUGUGUAAUACUUAGUUAAUGGUCAGGAGGUUUCUACAAAUUCAAAAAUGUGUCUUUGUGUUUGGUGCCUGGCAGUUAAAACUAAAAGAAUGAAACAUAGAAAACAAGUAAACAGGUGGUCCUGCUACAAUACUUAAAAUAUUUACAGUGCUACGAAUUUAUUAGACCACCAGCCAUAUUUGUCUCAGAGACCAUCCAGCAUCAUGAAAUGCUUUAAUGCCAACUCUUUCAUUUUCAGU
Molecule: messenger RNA, 2843 nt
Organism: Cheilinus undulatus (humphead wrasse)
Lineage: Eukaryota; Metazoa; Chordata; Actinopteri; Labriformes; Labridae
Product: sodium- and chloride-dependent GABA transporter 2-like
Exons: 14
Coding region: 32-1732 (566 amino acids)
Biological process (GO): sodium ion transmembrane transport
Cellular component (GO): membrane
Source: RefSeq, a predicted model, not a curated record